Messenger RNA from Drosophila melanogaster (fruit fly), 538 nucleotides. RefSeq lists its product as uncharacterized. Lineage: Eukaryota; Metazoa; Arthropoda; Insecta; Diptera; Drosophilidae. The coding region runs from base 8 to 382 and encodes 124 amino acids. The transcript has a single exon. The record is from RefSeq and is marked reviewed.
ACGAAACAUGUCUAGUUUCCUUUUGGUUAUUUUCAUUUUAUUGGCGCUUAGAACGUCAGAGUCUUCUGAAACUGGAAACCCACUUGCAAACGAGCCCGAUCCAUUAUAUAUGAAACUGGUGGAUCCCAUGGUAGCAGGAGAAUCACCUAAAAGGAUGAUUAAGGAUCAGAAAGAUGUAGGCCUUAAAUCAACUAGCAGUAGCGAAGAGCUCCGAAAAUUGCCAAAAACGCGAGGUCGACAGAAGAGAUUCAUUCGGAAUCCAAACUAUGUGAAAGCUAACGAAUUCUAUGAUAAGAUGUUAAGCAGUGAAUACGUAAGUAAGCGGUAUAAGGAUCUUCCGCCGCCUCAUCCGGGAUUUGGAGCGGAUCAACCGCCAGCAUGAACAGUGAAUAACCAGUGGAAUCUGUGAAAUUUUCCUGUUGGCCAUUCACAUUAUACGGCGACCAUAAUGACUGGGAAAUUGCCAAAGUAAACAAUAUCAGCUCCACGGAUUCCCAAUGCAAAUAAACACAAAGCCCAAUAAAUUGAAUUAGCAGCA